This is a messenger RNA of Triticum turgidum subsp. durum (durum wheat), 927 nucleotides long. Lineage: Eukaryota; Viridiplantae; Streptophyta; Magnoliopsida; Poales; Poaceae. The record is from the annotation of a GenBank genome assembly.
AUGAAUCCCCUGACGCAGGUGAAGCGGACGCAGGUGAUAAACCAGAAGGAGGCGGCGCUGGGCCUCAGCGAGGACGCCUCCUGGCACGCCAAGUUCAGGGGCUCCGCCUACGUCUUCGUCGGCGGCGUCCCCUUCGACCUCACCGAGGGCGACCUCCUCGCCGUCUUCGCCCAGUACGGCGAGGUGGUCGACGUGAACCUCGUGCGCGACAAGGCCACCGGCAAGUCCAAGGGCCUCGCGUUCGUCGCCUAUGAGGACCAGAGGUGCACGGUUCUUGCCGUCGAUAACUUGAAUGGAGCUAAGGUUCUUGGGAGGAUUAUCAGGGUUGACCAUGUGGAGAAGUACAAGAAGAAGGAAGAGAAGGACGAGAAGGAGCUGCAGAAGAAGAGGGAGGAGCGCGGCGUGUGCUAUGCUUUCCAGAAAGGCGAGUGCAACCGCGGCAAUGCGUGCAAAUAUUCCCAUGAUGAACAGAGAAAUGCAAACACUGGUUGGGGUUCUAAGGAGGAUGACCCAAAAUGGGAGCAUGAUAGGCACCGUGGUCCACAAAAUAAGGGGGAAUCCCGUGGCAUCUGCUAUGCUUUCCAGAAAGGCGAAUGCAGUCAGGGAGAUUCCUGCAGAUUUUCACAUGAUGAGCAGAGGAAUGCAAACACUGAUCGAGGUUCUAGGGAGGACAGCAAUGCAAGGCGGCAGCAUGACCAUGAUCCACCAAAGAGCCACAAAAAUUUCGCUGACAGGAAUAAAGAAGAGGCGAGAUCAGGGGGUUUCCUCAAGAUCAGAGUUGUACAGGGACCGAGAUUCCAGGUCAGAGACAUGGUGAUGGAGACACAAAACAUAGUGACAGGACCAGGCACGAGAAAUCCCCCGAGAGAUCAAGAGGCGACAGACAGAGAGGCGAUGACAGGGGAAGAGAAGAAAGAUCGGACAUAA